Messenger RNA from Cercocebus atys (sooty mangabey), 2055 nucleotides. Its product is annotated as isocitrate dehydrogenase [NADP] cytoplasmic-like. The record is from RefSeq and is a predicted model, not a curated record. Gene Ontology annotation, molecular function: isocitrate dehydrogenase (NADP+) activity. Gene Ontology annotation, biological process: isocitrate metabolic process. NCBI's taxonomy places the organism in Eukaryota, Metazoa, Chordata, Mammalia, Primates, Cercopithecidae. Gene Ontology annotation, cellular component: peroxisome; mitochondrion; cytosol.
AUGGCUGGAAGUCAGCCUCUGCACAAACAGCCCAUGAUAUCCAUUGGUGGAGAAGAGAAGUACAUGCAUGGAGGGAAGUGCAUAAGCCAAGUGAAAUUGAAGGCGGCAGGGGAGGUCUCCGUGGGAUGUGGAGGGGAAGGGAAGUAUCCAUGGGACGUAGAGGAGAGAGGGGAGAUCUCCAUGGAGUGUGGAGGGGGAAGGGAGGUGACCAUAGCUCUGUUUCCUCCACAGGGAGGGGGAGUGGCCCAGUCUGGCUCCAUCCAGCAGGCUUCACCUGUGCCCUCGGCCCCACCACAGGCAGAGCCGUCGGGCUCUGCCCGUGUUGCUAGACUUCCAGUUCACUUUUGUUCAGUUCAGAUCUCAGAGAAAUUUGCACUAACAGGGAUGAGUUCAGUCAAACCUGGCUAUGGGCGAACUAUCAACUGGAAACAGAAUGCUGGCCAUGAAAAGGAGGACUUUCUCCUCGCUGUGCCCUUUGUUAAAACUUUUGUGGGACAGUUACAGCUCUAUCCCUAUGAAAUAUCAGGAUUCUGUGCAAGAUUGCACAAGUUUAUUAAAGUCAAAAUAUAUUUAAAAAUCAGUGGCAGUUCUGUGGUAGAGAUUCAAGGAGAUGAAAUGACACAAAUCAUUUGGGAAUUGAUUCAAGAGAAACUCAUUUUUCCCUGUGUGGAACUGGAUCUACAUAGCUAUGAUUUAGGCAUAGAGAAUCAUGAUACCACCAACCACCAGGUCACCACGGAUGCUGCAGAAGCUAUAAAAAAGUAUAACAUUGGUGUCAAGUGUGCCACUGUCAUCCCUGAUGAGAAAAGGGUUGAGGAGUUCAAGUUGAAACAAAUGUGGAAAGCGCUAAAUGGCACCAUCCAAAAUAUUAUUCUGGGUGGCACAGUCUUCAGAAAAGCCAUUAUCUGCAAAAAUAUCCGCCAGCUUAUGAGUGGAUGGGUAAAACCUACCAUCGCAGGUCGUCAUGCUUAUGGGGAUCAAUACAGAGCAACUUAUUUUGUUGUUCCUGGGCCUGGAAAAGUAGAGCUAACCUACAUACUAAGUGACAGCACCCAAAAGGUGACAUACCUGGUACAUAACUUGGAAGAGGAUGAUAGUGUUGCCAUGGGGAUGUAUAAUCCAGAUAAGUCAAUUAAAGAUUUUGCACACAGUUCCUUCCAAAGCUCUAAGGGUUGGCCUUUGUAUCUGAGCAAAAACACUAUUUUGAAGAAAUAUGAUGAACGUUUUAAAGAUAUCUUUUAGGAGAUAUAUGACAAGCAGUACAAGUCCCAAUUUGAAGCCCAAAAGAUCUUGUAUGAGCAUAGGCUCAUCGAUGACAUGGUGGUCCAAGCUAUGAAAUCAGAAGGAGGCUUCAUCUGGGCCUCUAAAAAGUAUACUGGUGACAUGCAGUCAGACUCUGUGGCUCAAGGGUAUGUCUCUCUUGGCAUGAUGACCAGUGUGCUGGUGUGUCCACAAGGUAAGACAGUAGAAGCAGUGGCUGCCCACUGGACUGUAACCUGUCACUACCGCAUGUCCCAGAAAGGCCAGGAGACGUCCAUCAGUCCCAUUGCUUCUAUUUUUGCCUGUACCAGAGGGUUGGCCCUCAGAGCAAAUAUUGAUAACGAUAAAGAGCUUGGCUUCUUUGCAAAUGCUUUGGAAGAAGUCUGUAUUGAGACAAUUGAGGCUGGUUUCAUGACCGAGGACUUGGCUGCUAGCAUUAAAGGUUUACCCAGUGUGCAAUGUUCUGACUACUUGAAUAUGUUUGAGUUCAUGGACAAACUUGGAGAAAACUUGAAGAUCAAACUGGCUCAGGCCAAACUUGAAAUUCAUACCUGGGCUGAGGAGGAUAAGUCUAAAUAUCAUUCUCCUCAGGGACAGGGCCUGACAUCAGGCAUUCUGAAAAGUCCUAGGGCACUGUCAGUGUUCAAUAAGAUGGCUGUUGAAGAAUUGCCCUCAUUGGAAAUCAAUUGUCGUAUUGACAUAUAUAAUGAAGGCCAUGACCCACCAGUGGGAAUUGACACUAUGGAAGAGCUAUUUGCCUUCACGGAUAUGAGCAGACUAGGAAAAGAAAAAUGA